Budorcas taxicolor (takin) is the source of this 1662-nucleotide messenger RNA. RefSeq names its product CEP295 N-terminal like (gene CEP295NL). The coding region runs from base 1 to 1662 and encodes 553 amino acids. Gene Ontology annotation, biological process: regulation of centriole replication. Gene Ontology annotation, cellular component: cytosol; centriole; centrosome. The transcript has a single exon. NCBI's taxonomy places the organism in Eukaryota, Metazoa, Chordata, Mammalia, Artiodactyla, Bovidae. The record is from RefSeq and is a predicted model, not a curated record.
AUGCGAAGAAGCUCGGAGAGAGCUAUUCGACGGAGCCCCAGUCCCGACAAGGAAGCCUUGCUCUCGAGACAGAACCUUUUGGACAGAUUGCUCCAGGUCCGAGAGAAGGGAGCCCUGGCCCCGCAGAGAAGACAGAAGGACCCCCAGCAGCAGAAGACCCAGCUGCUCCAGCGCUUGGUUGAGGAGCUGAAGGCAGAGUGGCCAGAGGCCCUGGACCAGCAAAUUCGAGGCCUGGGGCGGCUGUACUUAGCGCAUCUGUUGGGCUCAGGGGGCGAACGGGCCGAGGACCAUGAACCUGACUCAGAGGGCUCGGCCCAGCGAGGAGCAGCCAGGUUGCCCAGGGCCAGGGGGAAGCACAGAGUGGCCGCGCAGGAAGAGAAGGGACGCAGGGAGGAGCUGGCCCGACGACAACCCUGGUGCGCCACGUCCCGGAGGAGAGCAGUGGACCAAGAGAGGCAGGGGGCCUCCAGAGCCACGGGCCCAUGUCCCCCUUCCCUGAGCCCCCCGGAGAGGAGUAAAGGAAAACGAGCGCCUUCCAUGAAGACGGGCAGGGGCUGCCGUCACGGGACAGACGUGGAGAAGCUCUUGGCUGCCACAGAGGGGAUCAAGCGCCUGGCGGGACAGGAGAGUGACGCAGCCCGGGAGGGCAGGAGGCAGCUGGGGAAGCGACCAGCUCGUUGUCAAGGCCCGAAAAACAACUGUCUGGAUCAGAGCCCCGAAGGCAAAGCCGACCACCUGGAACAGCUGUGUCCAGUCGGCUCGACCCACAGAAGGGGGGCCUCGCCGCCCGCGAAGCUCGGGAACAAGAGCAAGUGGCAGAGAGAGCUGGAAUUUGCCUUCGAAGAGUUGUUUGAUACCAACAGGAAGCUGAAAAAACACCUGAACUUGCAGCUGAAUCUCAAGCCCGCGGUGGAUCAGAGCCCUGGUGCAGGUCAGGACUCCAAGGAGGAGACGCAAGCAUGGAGAAGGGAGAGCCAGAGAGAGAAGGCGGAAGGAGAUGCAGAGAUUCCUAUGGUGCCCACCGGGGAGCCCAUGAAUCCAGUGGGGAUGGAAGCCCACCUGACGCUGUCCAGAACCAGCUUGCAAAAGUUUCUAAGCAAGCUCGAGAGCCAGAAAUACCAGAGGAUGGCCAAGGGCGUGGUUAAGAGCGACAGUACACUUUGGUUUCCCAAGGCAGGAACCUCUCUGAAUGAAAAGGACCGGCUCUCGUGCAGCCCCGGAUCCAGAUGGGAGCAGCCCCAACUGGAUGCGCUGGUGCAGGGCUCCCUUCAGCCUCACCCACAAGAACAGGUAGACAGGGUUGGCUUGAUGGCAUCAGUGCAGGUGGAGCAAAGAAGACUGAAGCAGCUGGACUUGCUUGAGCCAAUCGAACACCACAAGGUAAGCCUGGAGGCUGACCUCCAGACGGAGCUGAAAGACGGGAGGAGGGGACACAGCCAAGCUCGUCUGGUUCAUCCGAAGCCUGACUCCCCUCCAGACCCGGAGAAGGAAGGCGGGUAUGACCGCAGCCCCACUUCCCCCUCGGCUGCCGUCGUCGACGAUGACAGGCACAGUCAGAUGAUCCGUGACAUUCAACAGCAGAUUCUAGAGCAGAACGUGUCGCGCAAGCAGUUGCUUAAAGAAGCCAGGAAACGCUUGCUGGAGUUUCAGAAAAUAUGUUAG